AUGAUAUACUCCAUCGUCUUGUGGUGCAUCAUCCCUGCCUCUGGCGAAGAGUUCUAUAGAGGGGGCAGAGAGAUUUUCCUCAACAAAGAUGUUGGUCCCAUCGGGAAAAAUGUGUCCGGGUUCCGUUCGGAGUUGAUUUUGGCUGAAGUGAACUUUGAGGGUAGCCGUCCGACACGUUGUCGGCUCUCCUCGAUCCGCCAACCGGGCGAUGAUGAUCGUAUCAAGGAACUUCUCAGCGACGUCAGCAUCGUCGAGGACGACAAAAUGCUGCAGUGGGUGACCAUAUGCGGGAAACUCGAAACGAAGCUCAGGGGGGAAACCGCCUAUGACGACAUGUGGUAUAUUAUGCAAGAAAUAUACCCAGGUACCUUGUGGUGCGGACCGGGAAACGUCGCUGAAAGCUACGCUCAACUAGGUCGGUAUACUGAAACCGAUCGAUGCUGUCGGAAUCAUGACUAUUGUCCGGUGUGCAUUCCUCCUCACACGGACAAAUAUGGUUUCAACAUGACCUUCGCAUACUCUGUGCUCAGUUGUGAGUGCGACCGCCAGUUCCAUCAGUGCCUGAACAAAGCUGCGAUCAGGCAUAGAUCGGCCAGAUUUGUGAAGGAAAUCUACUUCAGGCUAUACAACGGGCAUUGUGUGGGCUACAGUAAUGGCAGACGGCGGCCCUUCAGGAUGAGCGAAGCGCUCCACGAUUAUCUGUUCAAUCGAUAGGAUCUGUGAUCUGACCCCCGGAAUGCAUUUUUAAUAAUGUAAUAAUAAAAUU
Galendromus occidentalis (western predatory mite) is the source of this 766-nucleotide messenger RNA. RefSeq lists its product as uncharacterized. The transcript is spliced from 4 exons. NCBI's taxonomy places the organism in Eukaryota, Metazoa, Arthropoda, Arachnida, Mesostigmata, Phytoseiidae. Bases 1 to 714 code for a protein of 237 amino acids. Gene Ontology annotation, molecular function: A2-type glycerophospholipase activity. Gene Ontology annotation, biological process: arachidonate secretion; phospholipid metabolic process. The record is from RefSeq and is a predicted model, not a curated record.